UGUGCAAGGGAGGGUGGCUCGGUGAGCGCGGAUCCCGGGAUCAUGAGCGGCUGCCCCUUCAUGGGCAGCAAAUACCAAUUUAAUUUUAGCAAGCUAUCUUUGGAAGAUGAGAAAGAUGACAAGUCACAAGAAGGGCUGAAUAAAGCGAGCAAGGGCGGACUCGUCUAUGGAGACUAUCUCCAACUGAACAAAAUAUUGAAUGCUCAAGAACUCCAGAGUGAAAAGAAAGGAAACAAAAUCCAUGAUGAGCAUCUUUUUAUUGUGACACAUCAAGCUUAUGAGCUUUGGUUUAAGCAGAUUCUAUGGGAAAUGGACUCUGUUCGGGUGAUCUUUCAAAAUGGCCAUGUAAGAGAUGAGCGGAACAUGCUAAAGGUUAUUACUCGGAUGCACAGAAUUUCCAUGAUUCUAAAACUACUUGUGGAACAGUUCUCAGUUUUGGAAACAAUGACCGCACUGGACUUCUUUGAUUUCAGAGACUACUUAAGCCCAGCCUCGGGUUUUCAGAGCCUGCAGUUUCGCUUGCUGGAGAACAAAAUUGGUGUUCCGCAGAGCCUGAGGGUGCCCUACAACCGCCGGCACUACCGUGAUAACUUCAAGGGGCAGGAUUACGAGAAACUGCUUCAGUCGGAGCAAGAGCCAACGCUGCUGCAGCUGGUGGAGGCAUGGCUGGAAAGAACACCAGGACUUGAAGCAGAGGGAUUUGAUUUCUGGGGACAAUUUGAAGUGAAUGUUUUAAGAGGUCUGGAAGAGGAAUUUGCCAUGGUGCAGGCCAAACCAGAGUCAGAAGAAAAAGAUGACCUAUUAUUGGAACUCCAAAAACAGAAAGAUGUACUACUUUCGUUAUUUGAUGAAAAACGCCAUGAACACCUUCUUAGUAAAGGAGAAAGACGACUGUCUUAUAAAGCACUGAAGGGUGCCCUAAUGAUCUACUUCUACAGGGAAGAGCCUCGUUUCCAGGUUCCCUUCCAGCUUCUUACUUCUCUUAUGGAUAUUGACGUACUCAUGACCAAAUGGAGGUAUAACCACGUGUGCAUGGUGCACAGGAUGAUCGGCAGCAAGGCUGGCACAGGGGGCUCAUCCGGCUACCACUAUCUGCGCUCGACAGUGAGCGACAGGUACAAGGUGUUUGUGGAUUUGUUCAAUCUUUCAACGUUUUUAGUGCCAAGGCACUGGAUACCAAAGAUGAAUCCAACUAUUCAUAAAUUCCUUUAUACAGCAGAAUAUUGCGACAGCUCCUAUUUUAGCAGCGAUGACUCAGAUUAAAGCACCUUUCCAGGACGACUGCUCUAAAGCACUUCAGAUCCACCACAGUGACUGGUGCUCUCUCUCAAAUAGAGCAACUGCUCUUGUACAGUGGGGGGGGUGUAAAUAUGUAUUUAUAUGUAACAGCUCUGUGAAUAGUAUAAUCAGCUUAUUAUAAAACAUCUGUAUUGUAUUAGGCUAUGUUAAUACAUCCUAAUUAAACUCACUGACCAAUGUGGGACCAGUAGGUUAAAAAGCUGUAUCUUUACCAAAAAGAGGGCUAAAGGGAGCAAAUCAGACAGAAUUACCAUACUCAUCUCUUAUUUGCACAUUUUUUCCUAGUGGAAUUUCAAAAAGAAAUUUGAGGUAAGAUUUACAAAAGCAAGAUUUUUAGAAAAAUCUUAAGUCUUGAAUCUAUGGAAACUGAAAUCUUUAUACAUAUAAACUAGAGAUCAUAUU
Nothoprocta perdicaria is the source of this 1701-nucleotide messenger RNA. RefSeq names its product tryptophan 2,3-dioxygenase (gene TDO2). Gene Ontology annotation, molecular function: heme binding; metal ion binding; L-tryptophan 2,3-dioxygenase activity. The record is from RefSeq and is a predicted model, not a curated record. The coding region runs from base 43 to 1263 and encodes 406 amino acids. Lineage: Eukaryota; Metazoa; Chordata; Aves; Tinamiformes; Tinamidae. The transcript has 12 exons.